This is a messenger RNA of Staurois parvus, 963 nucleotides long. NCBI's taxonomy places the organism in Eukaryota, Metazoa, Chordata, Amphibia, Anura, Ranidae. The record is from the annotation of a GenBank genome assembly.
AUGGUGAAUUCAGAUGAAGAUGUUUUAGCUAUUUUCAGCAGUCGGUGGUCGACUACAUUUAUCCCUUCAGUCUACACAGUCGUAUUCCUCGUAUCACUGCCUUGCAAUGUAAUAGCGAUCAUCAUAUUCCUGUUCAGAACUACAAAGACACCAUCAGUGGUUUUCAUGUUGAACUUAGCCAUCUCCGAUGUCCUCUUCGUCAUCUUGCUGCCUUUCAAUAUUGCUUAUCGAUUCUUAGGAAACGAUUGGGUGAUCGGAGAAGGGAUGUGCCAAUUUAUCACCGUCGCAUUUUACUCCAACAUGUACUGCUCCAUCCUGCUCAUGACCGGUAUCAGCGUGGACCGCUUCUUGGCGGUGGUCUAUCCCAUGCAGUCCCUUUUAUGGCGCAGAGUGAGCAGAGCCUGGAUAACCUGUUUCUUUAUCUGGGUGGUUUCCAUCGCCGGCGCUGUGCCGCUUUUCACCAUCAAUCUAACUGUUCGCAUUGACCAACUGAACAUUACAACUUGUUACGACAUGCUGGAUAUUAAACACAUGGAUUUUUACUUGUAUUAUUUCAUCACUUUUAUUUCCAUUGUCUUUUUGCUGUCUUUUUUGAUUUUAACAUUUUGUUACAUCGUGACCAUCCGAACUUUAAGCUCUUCCAAAAUUGAAAGCACCGUUAAAAAAUCCAGAUCCGUGUCUCUUUGCAUCACGGUACUUUUUGAGUAUAUCUUCUGUUUUGGCCCGACCAAUAUUCUCCUCUUGAUUUAUUGUCUGACUUUUGAUAAGUCAUUUGUGUAUUUUGCCUACAUGCUAUCUGUUAGUUGUAGUAGCAUCAGCUGUUGUGUGGAUCCUGCUAUCUAUUACUUUGGGUCAUCAAAGUAUAAGAAGCUUGUGCACAGCUUGGUGUGUUGUGGUGAAUAUAAGGCUGUCUCCAUGAGAGAUAGCUCCUCAAGAGCCACAGGAAAGGGCACAUUGGCCUAG